Molecule: messenger RNA, 608 nt
Organism: Stegodyphus dumicola
Lineage: Eukaryota; Metazoa; Arthropoda; Arachnida; Araneae; Eresidae
Biological process (GO): positive regulation of hippo signaling
Cellular component (GO): cytoplasmic side of apical plasma membrane; cytoskeleton
Source: RefSeq, a predicted model, not a curated record
ACGGUUUGGUUGCGACGUGUGGAUCCCAUCAUUUGUAUAAUUUGCUUAUUUCAUGGUUCAUGAGUGUAACCUAUUCUGUUCUUUGGGAAACGCAUGUGCUUCCUCCAUCAAAAAAUCGUUUUCGGAGAUAUUUUCGAUUUAUAAUGUGCUUUUGAUCGGAUCUGAAAUAAAUACGGAUUCAAAUGAUGUCGAGCUGUGUUUAAGGAUUAAAUGAAAUUAUUUUCUUGUUUGCCGUACCACUCCAGGAAUCUCGCAUGCCUAACAUUCCCCUGAAUCAGGCUAUUAGUCGUUUUCGUAACUCAUAUUCAAUGAUUUUUGGAAGAAGAACCUCUCCUGCUGAAGAUGACGAGCAGUGGAAAGGGGAGAAAUGUCUUAGUACCAUGCGCCAGUCUUUUCACAGGGCUUUGACGACCUGUAGGGCCCCUCUGCCUCCAGGAAAGAAAUAUGUUGCUGUUCAGUUCCUUACCAAAGAGUUAAUUUUUUAUGUUGUUGAUACAAAAGGCAAAGGACAAGAAGUUUUUGAAGAAGCUAGUAAACAUCUAGGUUUAAUGGACACAGAGCUGUUUGGAUUGGCUUUUUAUCAAGGUAAGAUUUUUAUGCAUAGCUAA